AUGCCCCGGCCUGGAGUGAAAAGCAGCACGGGGGAUAGAGAAAACCGAGGCGUGCAGCAGGCACCUGAUGGAAGAACGCGCUUCGAUGAGGAAAGCUUCCCAGCAGAAUCGCUUCUGGAGCGACCGUCUGCUUCGUGGGAGUGGGGACGGAGAGGGCUUUGCCUUGCUACCUUUGCAGACCGAGAGCUACAACUAAAAGCAAUGCUGUCCCCAUCAGAAAACAUGGCUUUACUGUCCAAAAAGCAGAGCAUCCCAGGCUCCGGUCACAAGUACUACCUGCACUUCACUACCGAGGACUACAAAAGCGGGGAAAAUGCCGGGAGCUGCCUCGCUACAGUGUUGUAUCCGAGGACGAAGUCUCCGCCUGUUGUCAAUAUCAAGUGCAUGCAUACCAAAGACCAGAAGCAAAUCCAAGAAGAGGACAACAGACUUUACCAAAAACUUAGGCACCAGACCAAACCAAUAAUUGGAAACAAUAUUCCAGACAGCUAUGGCAAUAUUGAGCCUGCCCUGGAGCCUGUCUGGGCCUUGGCUGUUGCUGGCAGCAGUUACAUCAUGUGGGAGAAGUCAACAGAGACCGUGGGUUACUUCAUGGCCCAAGUCAGGUCUGCGAGACAGUGGAUAAGGAAAGAUGAUUUCAUCGAGUUUGACUACACUGUCCUACUCCAUGAAACUCCAACACAGGAAAUUAUUUCAUGUCACAUGCGCCUCACUUGGCUUUCUGGUCACCCUCUGAAAGUGAAACACUUCUGUGCGUCGGAGAAUCAGGGGCUCGAAGAUGGCUCUGGGAUGGAGUCUGGAUCUGCUGCUGGGAUCUUACACGAAAGGGGAGCAAAUUUUUAA
Opisthocomus hoazin is the source of this 843-nucleotide messenger RNA. Lineage: Eukaryota; Metazoa; Chordata; Aves; Opisthocomiformes; Opisthocomidae. The record is from RefSeq and is a predicted model, not a curated record.